Orbicella faveolata is the source of this 3536-nucleotide messenger RNA. Its product is annotated as tetratricopeptide repeat protein 28-like. Lineage: Eukaryota; Metazoa; Cnidaria; Anthozoa; Scleractinia; Merulinidae. The record is from RefSeq and is a predicted model, not a curated record.
UUACCGCCUUUAUAACAAUUUUUAGAAGGCACAGACAAGUUUCCACUCUCACAGCAGCAUAUUAUUGCAACGUGUUUGACUCGUACAAGAAAAAACCAUUACGUCAUUUGAAACGGAAUUUUCCCGUGAAACGUGUGUUUGCAAUAGUUAAGUCAUAAUGAGAAGCUGUCCUGAUUGAGUGCAACAUGCAGUAGCACAAAGAAACAAAAGUAAAAAGGUUUUCAUCGUUUUCAACGCACAUUGGAAUGUUGUAACGCCGUGUGAUUUACUAACACAGUCGCACGGAAGCCACUCAAACAGUUCAGAAACUGAUAAAAGGAGAGCUGUUUGCUACUGUGACGCUCAUGGCGCCAAAAGAUCCUGUCCCUACUGUAAACGAUGAAGGUUCCGUGUGUUCUGCUGCUACAACACUGGAGUUUGAAGAUGCCAAUUUGAGAGGAAUACCAGAGGUGUGUAACUAUGAAGGCGACGAAGAAUUUCGAAAAAAGGACUACAGCAGUGCUAUACAGCGCUAUACGGAAGGGAUUGAAGCAUACUGCGCAGACAAAGAGCUAAAUGCCGAACUGUACAGCAAACGGGCAACAGCACAUUGCUUUUUGGGAAAUCACACUGAGGCACUAUGCGACGCGAAAGCUUCCAGAAAACUUAAUCCAUUUUGUAUGAGGGCCUACACCGCAGGAGGAAGAGCUUGUGUGAUGUUGAAUCAGUUUGAAGAAGCUAUCAAAUGGUGUGAGGAAGGACUAAGAAUUGACUGGGAUAACAAGGCGCUGUUAGAAUUAAACAAGGAGUCUCUCUCAAAACGAAGCGAACUGUCAGCCAAGGGAAUUUCAACUGAAUCCCGUGAUCUAAAUCUUGAUAUUGCCAAAAAAGUAGCAGAAAGAAGUUCUCAAGGACGUCAUUGUCUUGAACUUGGUGAUAUACAUAGCCAGGCCAGAAAUUUUGAGGAGGCAGUAGCCUAUUACAAACGAUGUCUAUCUUUUUUUCAAGAAGAAGACAGGGUCGGAGUAGCAGAUGUGUAUGGUAAACUUGGCAAUGCUUACAACAGGGUUGGUAAGUUUAAAGAGGCCAAUGAGUACUACACAAGGCAGCUUAUGUUUGCAAAAGAACAGAGUGACAGGUCUCAGGAGGCACAAGCACUUGAAAGCCUCGGCAUUCUUAAUCUCUUUCACUCUCAGUUCGGUGAUCUUAGAAAAGCCGUAGAGUAUCUCAAUAGAUCUUUAGAAAUUAACAUUGAGCUGGACGAUAUAUCUGGAGAAGGUCAUGCGUAUGGCUAUCUUGGAAUUGCGUUUCAUAGGCUCGGUGACUUGGAAAAGGCCCUGAAGUGUCACCAAAAAAACUUAACGAUCGUCAGACAGUUGGGCGAAAAGGCUGAGGAGGGAAAAGCGUAUGGGAAUUUGGGGCGUGUCUAUCGAAGUCUCCGUGAUUUCAAUCAAGCCAUAGUGUACCAUGAGCUGCAACUAAGCGUCGCAAGAAAACAGACCAGGAAGGUUGAUGAAGCUAUUGCGCAUUAUGACCUUGCUUGUAAUUUUGAAUCCUUAGCGGAUUCCGCCCGAGAAUCCCAAGCGGAUUCCCGAGAAUCCCCAGCGGAUUCCCGAGAAUUCCCAGCGGAUUCCCGAGAAUCCCCAGUGGAGUCCCGAGAAUCCCCAGCGGAGUCCCGAGAAUCCCCAGCGGAGUCCCUAGAAUCCCAAGCUGAAUACUUAACGAAAGCUCGAGAACGUUAUCAAUUUUGUGCAGAACUGUUGAAUAACGUAAGACCUCGUAAAAUUAGUACUUUCAACGACGAGUGGAAAAUUAACUUGUUUGAUGAAUACAAACAUGUCUACAGUGAUUUAUGUAGAGUUUUAUCAAAACUUCAUUUGGAUUCGGAAGCUCUUUUGGCGGCUGAACAAGGCCGUGCGCAAGCUCUCAAAGACUUUAUGGAGUCUCGUUAUCAGAUUGAAACAGUUCAACCUUUCUCAAGUAAACAGGACGGAAGGGUUUCAGAUAUAUACAGAGACAUUCCAGCCAACACUGUUUUUUUGGGAAUAGACACGGACACUAUCAAUAUUUGGCUGCUGAUGCCAGGCCAAGAUGUUCAAUUUGUAAAAAGACCAGUCCAUCCUACCCGUAAUGCGACAAACUUCCUGCACACAUUGAUACAGAACGCUUGUUGUCGUUGUUCAGUUACUGUACCGCUUCGUGGUUUUCAGAAUUCAUUGCAGUUAGAUGGGAGCUCAUUAGAUGAUGAAGACUCAAAUGAAUCUGAUAAGUUCACAGUUUAUGGCAUCGAAGAACUUGAUAAGGAAGAGAGAAAUCUUGGAAGUUCGUUUCUGUUGGGUGGAAGCCCAUUGCAUGAGGAUGAAAAGUUAUACCAAUCAGAAAAGUCCACGCCUCACGGCAUUGAAAAGCUUGAUCAGAAGGAAACACAGACUGGCAGCUCAUCUCUGUUAGAUGGGAGCCCAUUACAUGAAAAUGAAGAGUUAUACCAAUCUGAUAAGUCCACGGCUCACGGCAUUGAAAAAGUUGAUCAGAAGGGAACACAGACUGGCAGCUCAUUUCUGUUAGAUCUGAGCUCAUUACAUGAUGAUGAAGACUUGUACCAAUCUGAUAACCCUUUCCGUACCUUGUACGACGUGAUAUUUGGUCCUAUAAUAGACCACUUGCAAGGUGGCGAAAUUGUCAUUGUCCCCGAGGGUCCAUUGUGUUUGGCCCCUUUUGCUGCAUUUGUUGGUCCUGAUUCGAGGUUCUUAUGUGAAUCUUUUAGAAUCCGGGUCAUUCCCUCCCUAACAAGUUUGAAAUUGAUUGCCCAAGGUGACCAUAGUGAGAGAGGCGCGUUACUUGUGGGAGAUCCAUGUGUACAAGACUUAGGGAAUUGUCUACUAGGAGUCACUCUUAGUCAGCUUCCGUAUGCAAGACUUGAGGUACAAAUCAUCGGAGAAUUACUGAAUAUUUCACCUGUCAUUGGAAGGACGGCAACAAAAGCGACAGUGCUUCGUUACCUGUCAUCUGUUGCAUUAAUACACAUUGCCGCGCAUGCUAAAGCUGAAACUGGUGAGAUAGCUUUGGCUCCGGAUCCGAUAAUUCCAUUCCAGAUGCCAAGAGAAGAAGACUUUCUGUUGACAAUGGCGGAGAUAUUAACUGUUCAAGUGCGGGCACAGCUGGUAGUAUUAAGUUGUUGCCACUCUGCCCAAGGAGAGAUUAGAGCUGAGGGUGUGGUUGGCAUUGCACGAAGCUUUCUGGCUGCAGGUGCUCGUUCUGUUCUGGUGUCACUGUGGGCGAUUGACGACGAGGCCACUUUAGAGUUCAUGAAAGGAUUCUACGGACAUCUGGUAGAAGGAAGGAGUGCCAGUGAAGCUUUAAACAGAGCCAUGAGAUACCUCAGUGAAUCAAACAAGUUUAGUGAUGUUAGACAUUGGGCUCCGUUUGUACUUAUUGGUGAUGACGUCACGCUGAAAUUUCCCGACUACUGAAUUGAAUUGUUGCGGAGACCAGUUUUGCCGCCGAAAAAGACGCUCCGCGCCGGAUGUUUUGUUACAACGUUCCUAUAAACGUCUGGG